Volvox carteri f. nagariensis is the source of this 6135-nucleotide messenger RNA. RefSeq lists its product as uncharacterized. Lineage: Eukaryota; Viridiplantae; Chlorophyta; Chlorophyceae; Chlamydomonadales; Volvocaceae. Bases 1 to 6135 code for a protein of 2044 amino acids. The transcript is spliced from 14 exons. The record is from RefSeq and is a predicted model, not a curated record.
AUGUACGGAUCGGCCUCACUUUGUUCCUUAUUUCCAAAGGCCAAAAAGGCCUCUUUAUUCCUUAAAAUGCUCCCCUCAGAGCUGCUGCUGGUGGCGGGUUACUCCUUCGGCGAGGCCGCUCUGGUGGCGCCACGUCAGCCCCGCAGUCGUACAGUGGCCGACACCAGCCACGCCCUCGAGGCUGUCCUGGCUGCGUGCUGUCUGGGAGUGCUGCGUCAUCCCCCUGGCUCGCGAUCCCCCGAGGAGGUCGACAUGCUGACGGAGUUCAUGAAGAGCAUGGAGUUUACCCCACCUCACCUCACCUCACCUCACCUCACCUCACCUCACCUCACCUCACCUCACCUCACCUCACCUCACCUCACCUCACCUCACCUCACCUCACCUCACCUCACCCCUCACCUCACCUCAUUCCACACCACCAUUUCGCCUGGGCCCUGCUACCUGCUACUGCUGCAGGCGUUUCAGAAGCUGCCCCCAGAUAUGGUAUGGCGCCUGGCUUCAGACUGCUCACAUGUACGACUGCCGCCAGGCCGCGUUCUCUUCGAGGAGGACGCUCCAGGGAACUGCAUGUACGUUGUGGUUUCGGGGCAGUGCCAGGUUCGAGCCCGACCGCUGGCAUUACGGCAAAAGACCGCGUCUGGCGGAGGUCGCGGACUGAUGAGACCGGGGUCGCUGGGAAUCGGUUUGACCAUGACGCCGCGGCGGCUGCAUGUGACUGGCGUCACCGGCGGCGGCGGUGGCGGGGGUAGCCGAAUGUUGGAGACGACGCCGCGGUCGUUGGUGUCGUUCACGUCGACAUCAAACGCGGGCGCAGCGACGGAGGCGGCGGCGGGGCCGGCGGCGGCCGCGCCGCCGCCGCCGCCCGCUGGCGGCAGUGUCGUACGAUAUCGAGCAGACGGCAAGGUCGCGACGGUGAUGACAUUGCCGGGGGACGCGCGGCGGCGGCGGCAGACGAAUGGCAGUAGCGGCGCAACAAGUACUGCUGGCGGCGGCGGCGGCGGUGGUGCUGGCGGAAGCGGCGGCGGUGAAGACGACCUGACGGACGAGGAACAGCAGCAACAACGGCGGGCCCGUGUCAGCGCGCCACCGGCGGCGGCGGCGGCCGGCAGCACUGGCGGCGGUGCGACGGGCAACAAAGACAGCCCUUUUUGGAUAGCCCGCUAUAUGGAGGAUACGUUGAAGAGGCUUCACCUGUCCGACAGUACGGCAGGCCUGGGGCAGCAAAUGACGCCGCUGGCGGCGGUGGCAGCGGCCAAGUGGCGGCAAGCGACUUCCGGCCGCCGCACCGGCGACAGUACGGCAGUCGCUUUGGAAGACCCCGCUAAGCGACUCCUUUCCAAAAUAGGCAGUCGCGACCCAGCCAACGUCAGCCGUACUCUAUUGGCGGAGCUCGUCCAGCGCGCUGACGUGGGUGUCGUACUGUACGAAGUCGCGAAGAAGCUAGUGAAACGCGGCGGCGGCCCACGCCGCAUCAAUCACACAACGUCCCAGCGGAUCAAUCGUGUACUGCACCACCAGAUUCGCGCCGGACCAGAUCAGUUGCUCCAGGGGACCCUCCAGGGCCAGAAGGUUCUCGGCCGCCAUUCCAACCUGGCACCUUCCCGUACAUCUUCCUUAUGGACCAAGGGCCUUGCGGCUGCCGUACUGGUUUCGGCGCAUCCUCCUCAUCAUCAAAACACCAGCCAGCACCACCACCAUCACCCCCUCCGGCCGGCAAGCCGCCAGGGCGUCGCGCUGGUAACGGUGCCGCCACCGCCGCAGCUGGCGGUCAGCCACACUUGGGGCGAGUUUCCUUCCGUACAGGCAAAUCCCCGCUCCUCUCACAACCUCGCACCGGGCACCCGCCCCGGCAGCGCCCUCACCUCCGCCGUCUCGGGUUACGCGGACGUGGAUGUGGAGGUUGGUGAUGACGUGUCGGAAGUAGACUGGAACGGCAGUGAGCUGUACAGCCUGGCGUCGUACAAGCCCGAGCAUCUCAGCCAAGCGGAGUUGGAGUCAGUGUACGGCCCGGUCAUCCGUACAAUUACUCCCGCAGCUUCCCGAGCCGCCACUUCCUCCGUCGGCAUCUCCCACACCACCACCACGCCCAUCUCCCCCGCCCCCACGGUGAACCUCCAUGACACCGACCAGCCAGUGGACCUCAUCUGCAUUACCCGCAACACCUACAACUAUACGGUGCGAGCCAGCCAGGUGACUCAGCUGCAGAGCCUGUUGACCUUCCUGGCACGUCUGUCUCCCUUCCGCGGGCUGGACGAUCAGCAGCGGGCCAGUCUGGCGGUGUUUUGCCGCCCCUUGGAGGUGGCUCCAGGGGCGGUGCUGGCGGUGCAGGGAGAACCCGCAGACACGCUCUGGAUGGUUCAAGAGGGCGAGGUAAUGCUGCUAGACAGUACGGCAGCGCUGGUGGAGCCCAUUUUGUCCCGCCCUGGAGCCUUGCGAUCGCCGCUACUGCGGUACAAAAGCCAGCCGACAAUGGCCGUCGGUGGCGGCGGCGGCGGCGGCGGCGGCGGCGGCGGUGCCGACGGCCCCGACGGUGGCGGCGCCGGCGGCCGCAGGUUGCUGCGGCAGCUGUCGGUUCCGGAGGGUACCGGCGUCGGUACGGCACGCGGCCUGCGCCCUGUCGUACCCGGCUUGCGGAAGCCAGCGGUGGCAGCGGUAGCAGCAGCGGCGGUGCAGCCGCCUCCGCUACAGGAUGACGAUGCUCCCAGGACUCGUAAGGCCCGCGGGCGCGGACCCGCGCCUGUCGUACCACCGCCGUACCCUUGCACUGUUAUUGCUCGCCGCGCCACACGCCUGUUGACCAUCUCCGCGAGCGACCUGUCACGAUUCCUUGACGUCGUCGCCGCGCCGCUGGCGGAGCUGGCGGCGGCGCGCUCCGAGUUCCUUGCGUCACGCGUCGCCUCCGUCAGCGCCGCCAAAGAUGCGGUUUCGGAGCGUGUCGGUACCAUGCGACGCACGCUACGGAUGAUGCGAGCCGCGGAGGACGCGGCGGAUUCCAAUCCAGGCUUGGCGGUGGACCUUCGGAAGGCGGCAGCGGCGGCGGCGGCUGAAGCCGCGGCGGCGGCGGCCCCGGCGGCGGUGCCGGCGGCCCCGGCGCCGGCGUCCCGGGGCGCCAGCAUUUCCGUCAACUCUUCAGCGUCCACCGCUUCGCAAGGAGCGUCACAGGGUGCGAGAUCUGCGGCUGCGGCGGCGGCGGCGCCGCCAUCGCCGCCGCUGCUACCUCCGGCAGCGCCGCCGGCGCCUGGCCGUACGGCAAGCCUUGACGGCGGCGUGCUACGGCUGACGGGCGCCACACGCACCGUUCGAGAUCUCGCGGUCGCCUGGGUCGGCGGGACCGGCGGCGCCGCCGGCACCGGCAGCGGCAGAUACAGCUUCAGUGGUGGCAGUAGCGGUACGGUACUUAGCGUGUCGGGAAGGAAGAGUAUGCAGCUAUUGCCAGGGGCGCUGUUGCGGCGGCUCCAGAUGGGGCCAACAAAUCCAGUUGCUACAGCUGUUGCUACAGCCGCCGCCGUAGCCGACGCGCUGCGAACCAGCGGGAUUAGCACCAGGCCGGAGCAGCCGCACGCCGCCGGCAGCCGGCUGGCGGCGCUGCUGUACGACAACACGCCGCGGUUGCCCGAGCCGCGGCCGCCAAUGGACGAACCUAGCGGUUACGCACCUGAGGAGCCGUACGGUUGGGAGGAGCCGCAGUACGAACUAGGCGGCCUUGGCGUCAGCGUCAGCGGCGGUGUCGGCCCUCUAAGAACCAUCGAAAGCUUCGGCGGCGUCGGUGCCGCCGCCGGCGGCAUGCGGUGCUUGUCCACUAUAACGGAGGAGAGCAGUGGCGGCCUUCUAAGAACCAUCGGCUCGUCUCAAGAGAAGCCCUGUGACCCACGGGUCACUGCUGGUCUGCCGACUGACAUUUCUAACCCAGAAGGCACCGCUGCUACUGUUCCCGUUGAUGCUGCUACAGCCCCGUGGAUCACCGCUGCUGACCCACGGGUCACUGGUGCUGAUCCGGGCGCAGUUGACGAUGAACACUCAGCAAUGGCUGGCGACCCGUGGUUCGGAUCUGACCCAUGGGUCGGAGCUCCUGGGGCAUCCCGCAUUAGCACCCAGCGCACUAGUAUCGCCGCUAGUAGCCAUGGCGGUGGAAGCGGCGUCACGAGCGAUGAAGAGGAAGAAGUGGACGGGUACGAGGGGGGGAAUGAGGAGCACCAGCGGCAGAGGCAUUUGUUUGAGGUUGUGUCGGCGGUGGAUCCAUUGUACGACAGUCUGGGUACGGUAGAGGAGGGCGAUGAGGAGGCAGCGUUGGCACAGCGGUCGGAUGAGGAGGAAGAUCAGGCGGCGGCGGCGGAGGAGGAGGACUGGGAGCCAGGGGUGACGGCGGCGCCGCCGGCGGCGGCGGAGGACCGGGUAUCGUACGCUGUACGGAGCAGUCGGCCGCAGCUGCCGCAGCUGCGGUUGCCAAUACAAAUGAUUUUGAGUCCUGUUUGCAGCAGCCGUCCGUCGACGUCGGGAUCCCCGGGAAGAGCUUCGUUACCGCAGCUGCCGUCGCUUCGGCCGUCGUCCGCGACCCCACUGGCUUCCACGAGCCGUCGCCGGGCACAUUCCAGCUGCGGACUGCCCUCCCUGGAAUCAGGACCCUCGUCGCGCGUCGCCGGCGACUUCUUCCCGCCGCUGCUUCUACCCCGGCCGCCGCCCCGGCGGCCAAGCCUUACGCCUGUCGUACGUCAUCCCCGUGGGAGCGGCGGCACGCCCAACGCGUCAUCCUCCACCGUACAGUCGUACUUAACCGACAUCAGUCUGGCUGCUAGUACGGGCAUCUCCGCUGCCGCCGCCGUGGCGGCGGCGGCGGCGGCCGCCGCCGCUGCCGGCGUCAGCGCGCGCCGUCGGCCGCACUCCGCGAGCGACGCAGUCGGUUCUGGGCGAGUCGUACAAGUCGGCGACGGAAGCGCCGGCAGCGACGGCUCUAGAUCGGCUUCUGAUUCUUUCCUCAUUUACACAGAUGACGGCUCUGUGAGCCCCGAUCUCACGCACGUGGGAUUUGAGUUCCCAGGCGGCGGCAAGCGCGGCGGCGGAUGGGCCCCGAGCCGGGUCUCCGCCGGCCGCGUGGACGACGGCGGGCUGAGGACGCCGUAUAUCAGCCCGCAGUCACGCAGCCCCAGACCGCCGUCACGCAGCCCCACUGGGGCGUCCCACACCACCCGCAUUUCCGACGGCCUCACGCCCCUGUCGGGUUUUGCCUCCUUCGCUACGUCUUCGUCAUUACAUCUUGUGCCUGCUACAACUACUACUACCACCACCGCUGCAGCCGUCGUACCGCCAUUGUAUGCCGUACAUGGAUCUGUAUCUAGGUCUGGAUCUGUAUCAAGAUCUGGAUCUGUAUCUAGGUCUUCGUCUGACGAUGGCAGUGGCACCGGAAGUGGAGAGGUCGUCAUGGAGGCGCAUGGAGCGUCCCUGGACCGUCUGGUGGCUGGCCGCCCGCCGCGACCGUUGGCGCGUACGACAACUACCACCGCCGUUGCCGCCAGUGGCGGCAACGCUCACUUUGUUGGCGGCGGCGGUAGCGGCCGCAGCAGCUCAAGCAAUAGCUCAAGCAACAGCGUCGUACGAAUGCCUGUCAGCCACCCAAGGCUGCCGCUGGCGGGGCACACGGUGGAUUCCGACGCGUCGGCGCUGUCGUUGGCGUCGUACGUGUCGUCAUCGGCGGCGGCGGCGGCGGCAAGCACCGCCGGCGCCGGAGCCCCGCCACAAGCCUCCGCGCUUCUUUCCGACAUGGCUGAUCUGGCCGCAGCCGCCGCCGCCGCCGCCGCGGGACCGGCCCUUCCCUGGAGUUACGUGGAUGGCCAGAUGCGGCGGCCGCCGUCAGCAUCGGCGUCCAGUACGGACCUUUCCAAUCAGCGAUCGCCGCCGCUGCUGUCGCCGCCACCGCCUAUCGUACCACCGCUGGCGCUGGCGGCGGCGCUUCGACGGCACUUGGUGGAGAGUGAGGGCGGCGGCGGCGGCCGCGGCAGCGGCAGCGACGGUGGAGCGUCGGCACGGUCGUGCAGCCCAUGCGCCGCACUUACUGAUAGCCCGCUGCGCCCGCGGCGGCACACCGUCGGCUUGAUCGACUCACCCAUACACAGUCCUCGGCUGUUGUCCCAAGUCUAUUGA